UUCUCCGGCUCACUCACUUCCGAAACAAACCGUGCAAGCUUGUUCCUGAGAACGUUAGCGCAUGUGUUGCUCUUCUGCGUCAUGGCCUCCACCUCUGAGGAGAACGUCCACGUAGAGGAGGUAGUGGUGGUGACAACGCCGGACAGCUCAGCUCAGAGUCCAUCAGCGGAGGACAUGAAGAACAUGCUGGAGACUGCAGACCUGCAACAGUCUGAGGCGGAUAACGUGGACCAGAGUUUAGAGUCUGAAUCCAGUCCCGCCAUCUCUCUGCCUAAAGAAGCAGUGCUUGUGAAGCUUUCAUCAGACAUGGACGUGGGGACAGACAUACUUUAUCAAAUAACCUGCGGAGACAGCAAGGCCGACCUGGUGUGGAAAAAAUUCGUCUGCCCCGGCAUCAACGUCAAGUGUGUGCAGUUCAACAAUCAUCUGAUCAGUCCAAAGGAGUUUGUCUACCUGGCUGGAAAAUCCACUCUGAAAGACUGGAAGAGAGCGAUACGGCUCAAUGGGACAAUGUUAAGGAGGAUCAUGGACUCUGGCGAGCUGGACUUCUACCAGCACUCGAAGCUGUGCUCCAACACAUGCCGCAGCACCAAGAUCGACCUGGUGGGGACGCGAGCUUCCCUCAGCAGCCAGGCGUCCACCGAGACCGCUCCGACUCCAUCUUCUACUGACGUAAAUGGAUCUACGGCCACAUUUACAACGGAAACCUCAGAAGACGGAACAGAGUGGGUCACGGCUAUAGGAGAGGACACCAUGACGUUCUGGAAAGGUCUGAAGGACGCCGGGCUGCUGGAGGACAUUGUGGAAGACCUGCAGAAAGAGAUCGAGGAGAUCCUCAAAGGCCUGGAGGAACGCAUCCACGAACCUCCGCUACAGGUCAAAGAUGCAGCUCUGCUCAACAAUAUCGUUCAAAACUUCGGGAUGCUGGACCUAGUGAAGAAAGUGCUGGCCAGCCACAAGAGCGAAAUGGAUCGCUGUAGAGAACAGUACACUCAGAGCUUAGCAGCUCUGGAGCGGCAGUGCGACGAACACCGCAAGCGCGCCAAAGAACUGAAGAGCAAAUCCCAGCACCUCAACAACGUCCUCAUGAACCUGACCCCUGUGGCCACGCCUCCAGCUCCCAAACGUCCCCGCCUCACCCGCGCCGUCUCCGGACCUGCCUCGGUCAUGGUUCCGCCUGCUCAGCCUGCCCAGUUCACUCUGCCCUUCACCCAGCUUACAGGCAUCCCAUUAGACAAAUUCCUGUCAGCCAUGGGAGGCUCCGCCCCUAAUCAGGCACCCUUUAUUGGGAGCUACACAGUCCUGACCUCUCCAGGAGGAGCAGAACUGCAGCCCGACACAUCCAAUCUCACCGUGCUGAGCUCGGAUGUAGCAGGAGGCUCCGCCAUCCUUAAAGUUCUCAGUCCUUUUCAGCUGGUCACGCUGCCCACUCUGGGAACCGGAGCCACGCUGCAGAACCUCGCAGCACCAGCAGGGGGCAGCACCAUCGUGGCGCUGCCUGUUAGUACCGCUGCGGUGGAGACACUGGGAGCUCAAGCAGACGAGACAGCAGACGGGAACGCCGAACAGCAAAGCAAAGAGAGUCGAUAAGAGACUGAUGUAAUUUUCAAAGAAAAAAAGUUUUAAGUUUUUAUUUUUAGUCUAAUUAGAAAACGUGUGUAUGUGUGUAUGCUUUUUUUUUUUAUAUAUAUAUAUACAUUUCGUGUCUUGCACUGAAAUCCUGCAUUUCUUCCAUCUCAUGUUGGAUUGCUAAAACUGUUUUGUUUAAAUUUGUCUAAAUAUUUAUUUUACUAGUGUAGGAUGGUGAGGAUUAAUACAGCGGGGGGGACGCCACGUCUUUUCACACCACUACUUAUUCGGCAUCAGGAAAAAAAACGUCAGCAACGGUGACAAGUGACAUUCGACUUGAGAUUUUCUCGAUCCCUUUGCAAAGUAGCUGUGAUGCAAUAAAGCGACAAAUCCAAAGCAUUGGCUUGAAUGAUUUCUCAGAGCAAACCUUUCUGAGGUGUGAUCUGAGGUGAUUCCUACACUGCAGUUAGUUCCUGCAAAAAAAUCUUAUCCUGUCUCAGAACCUCUCGUUAAACGUGUAUACGAUAAAAAGUCAUGCUUGGAAGGAAGUAGCACAGAUCACUGGAGCCUCUUGUGUUUUGUACUUUGCUUUGCUCAAAGGUUAGGACGUAACAUGUAUGUCAACCAAUUUUCACACUGAUUAGAGCCUUAUUUACUUUGUUUAACUCGUUAGCUUUAGAAUUUAUAUAUAGCUACUACCUUUAUCUCCAUUUAUCGCAAUAAACUACAAGCGACAUGAGCCACGUGUUGCACGUUAAUGUGAACACAGGGUUACUCAGUUAUUUGUAAUCACGGUCAUAAAGCACAGGUUCUUGGACCGCAUCCAGCUCCGAACCCUCUGGAAAAGGUCCUCUUGUGUGAACACACCUGGAGGAGAGCACUAACGACUUAAAAACUAGCUACCAAGCACAGAGUCUUUUUCAUUAUUUCUUUACUGUUCUGUUUAAUGUACCUUUCUAAAUUUCACGCUGUUGUUUAUAUUAGCAAAAAAAAAAAAAAAAACAACUGACGUGCUUUUUAUUUUUAUUUUAUUUGGUGUGUUUAUGGUAUUCAUGUGUAAAUAUAUUGCUGUAUUGCUACUACAAAUGCCUUUGUAGAUUUUGUGUUACUGAUCAGUGUUAUUUCAUAGCUUUUCGUCUUAUUACAUAAAAGGAUUUUCAAGGAAACCUGUCGAGUUCUUAGAUUAAAGUGUUUGUUUAUUUUCCGGGACGUGGCUGUAGUGUGCGUUUGCACACCAAAAGCACGUCCUAUUUUUCUUUUUUAAGUAUGUUUUACUCUCGUCAUGUCUAAAUUGAGGGCGCUCAGAAAGACCGCACUGACGGGAAAGGUUUCGGGUGCUCGGUGAAUAAGUUAUGAGAUGGUUUAAUCGGAACAGCUGUACCAAUGCUCAUUCAUCCAAUCAACCAAUCAUGUGGCAGCAGAGCAGUGCGUACACUUAUACAGAUACAGGUCAGGAUUUUUAGUUCAUGUUCACAUUACACUUCAGAAUAAGAGGGAAAAAUGUGAUCUCAGUGUGUUUGACUGUGGCAUGGUUCAGAAACUGCUCACCACGUAGGAUUUUAACACGUAGCAGUCUCUUCAGUUUACACGGAAUGAUACGGAAAGCAAUCCUGAUGAGAGAGGUAAGAGAAGAAACGCCAAACUAUUUUGAUCUGACCGGAAGUCCCUAGUAACCCAAAUAACCACUCAAAUGAGUAUAUAAGUAUCUCAGAACAAAUAUGGGGGGUUUUUUUUAGGUCUGACCGCACAAACCUGUCUUUUUUUCUCUUUUCUUUUUUCCCCUCAAAUAGGGUAUGCGUGAUACUAGACUGCAUCUGUUCUGUCUUUCUGUGGCGUGUAUUCGUGGUCCACAUUUCACUGUAGAGGGUUAUGAAGUGUGUGUGAUGUGAGUUAUAGCAUUAUUUCACCUAAAAGCCCAGAAGAGGAUUAGCUGCUGUCAUAAAUUAUAAAACGCACAGGGCACAGGAUGAGAAAAGAUUGCUCACCAGGCUCAGUUAUUGUGUAGUAGAUAUUCCUAUAGAUGCAUUUAUACGUGUGUGUGUGUGUGUGUUAUAUAGAUGUAUAGAAUAUAUACUAAAGCAUGUUUGAGUAAAUGUUUCUCUCACACUUCGAUUAGUACAGUUUCUUUCAGCAUAAUUCAUGUGUGUGCAUGCUUUGAUCUCUGCUUGUGUGUUUGUGUGCGCGCGCGCUGGUGCUCUUCUCGUCGUCCACCCUUCUAAGCAUUAUGGUCCGCUAUUGAUCACAUCCCACCUCCUUUCUUCAGCAGAACACAGAAGGAAAGUGUGACGUGUGUGGAGAUUCUUUAUGCGCAUCUCAGUAGGCCUCUCGAGAACAUGUCUGAAUAUGAAUAAGAGGUCGGCAUGCAGGUUAAUUAUAUCUACAGCACAGCACACGAAUGGUAUGCGGGUAAUGCAAAACAGGAAUUUCGUCAG
Ictalurus furcatus (blue catfish) is the source of this 4001-nucleotide messenger RNA. It is a transcript of the gene gmeb2, whose product is annotated as glucocorticoid modulatory element binding protein 2. Lineage: Eukaryota; Metazoa; Chordata; Actinopteri; Siluriformes; Ictaluridae. Gene Ontology annotation, molecular function: DNA-binding transcription activator activity, RNA polymerase II-specific; RNA polymerase II cis-regulatory region sequence-specific DNA binding. The transcript is spliced from 10 exons. The record is from RefSeq and is a predicted model, not a curated record. The coding region runs from base 82 to 1590 and encodes 502 amino acids. Gene Ontology annotation, biological process: positive regulation of transcription by RNA polymerase II. Gene Ontology annotation, cellular component: nucleus.